AUGAACGAGCCGGGCGAAAGCAUCUUCAAUGAAUCAGUGGAGAACUUCGUGCGAGAUCUGACACUAUCCUCAAGUGAUGAAGACAUACGGACACUGAUGGCCGUUUUGCACUCCCUAAUGUCUGAUGGCACCUUCGGCCCUCUCACGGCAACGGUGACCCGGGGACACUCAGCCAACAAGCGGGAAGGCCAGAUGUCAGGGCGCGUCGGCCAGCAGGUGCAGGACCAGCUGGGGGAGCAGAUGGAGGCUCUGACCAAGGGCGAGGUCGAAGUCGUGCCUCAGCAGAUGGCCGAGUUCACCCUGGAGCCGCAUCUCGGUCCCGCUAUAUUGCCGUUUCAGGUUCCUGAAGGGUACUUCGUGCCGUUUCUUCCUCGUCGAGCCUUCGGCGUGGUAAAUGGCGCAGUGCGUCCCCCGCACGGCCACGGGACCUUCUACGUGCACCGCCCUCCCGGCCUCGUCGACGUGCCCAACUCCCCUGCCUUCGGGUUCCUCUUCAGCGGCUACAGGAGGUUCGACCCCGAGGCCCCACGCACGACCCACGAUUUCCACGCUUCUCCUGCCAGCGCGUUCGAUGAAUCCGCCCUGGUUGAACACGGGGAAGCCCUGGCCACGGCGGAUGUGGAGGACGUACUACCCUGAUCGAGAGCAGUCCGUGUAAUUUUUUAUUGGCAAUA
This is a messenger RNA of Penaeus indicus, 674 nucleotides long. RefSeq lists its product as uncharacterized. Lineage: Eukaryota; Metazoa; Arthropoda; Malacostraca; Decapoda; Penaeidae. The transcript has 3 exons. The coding region runs from base 1 to 639 and encodes 212 amino acids. The record is from RefSeq and is a predicted model, not a curated record.